Messenger RNA from Nycticebus coucang (slow loris), 4455 nucleotides. It is a transcript of the gene FMNL3, whose product is annotated as formin like 3. NCBI's taxonomy places the organism in Eukaryota, Metazoa, Chordata, Mammalia, Primates, Lorisidae. Gene Ontology annotation, biological process: cell migration; regulation of cell shape; cortical actin cytoskeleton organization. The transcript is spliced from 27 exons. The record is from RefSeq and is a predicted model, not a curated record. The coding region runs from base 282 to 3362 and encodes 1026 amino acids. Gene Ontology annotation, molecular function: actin filament binding; small GTPase binding. Gene Ontology annotation, cellular component: cytosol.
GGGGCAGCGCCCGGGCUGUGCGCCGACAGCGGCGAGGCGGCUGGUGUGAGCUAGACCUGGCUACCGCCGUCUGUGUCGCUUCGGUGCUCCUGUCCGCUGCAGUGCCUCAGCCCUCGCUUCGCGCCUCGGGCGGGACUCCAAGGAAUCCCCGGCGCCCCCCACGAGACAGGAGUCGGGACUGGGGAGCCAGCGCUGAGGGAGGAGCCUGGUCUGAGCGGCCGAGCCCAAGGCCCCCGGGAGUGGAGGUAGGGGGCUGAGGCCCCCGAGGGGGCCCCGCCGCGAUGGGCAACCUGGAGAGCACCGAGGGGGGCCCGGCAGAGCCUCCCUCUGUCCCGCUGCUGCUGCCGCCCGGCAAGAUGCCGAUGCCUGAGCCCUGUGAGCUGGAGGAGAGGUUCGCCCUGGUGCUGAGCUCCAUGAACCUGCCUCCCGACAAGGCCCGGCUUCUGCGGCAGUAUGACAAUGAGAAGAAGUGGGAUCUGAUCUGUGACCAGGAGCGAUUCCAGGUGAAGAAUCCUCCCCACACUUACAUCCAGAAACUCCAGAGCUUCUUGGACCCCAGUGUAACUCGGAAGAAGUUCAGGAGGAGAGUGCAGGAGUCAACCAAAGUGCUACGAGAACUGGAGAUCUCACUUCGCACCAACCACAUUGGGUGGGUUCGGGAAUUUCUGAAUGAUGAAAACAAAGGUCUGGAUGUGCUGGUGGAUUACCUGUCCUUUGCCCAGUGUUCUGUCAUGUUUGACUUUGAGGGUCUGGAAAGUGGUGAUGAUGGUGCAUUUGACAAGCUCCGGUCCUGGAGCAGGUCAAUCGAGGACCUGCAGCCGCCCAGUGCCCUGUCGGCUCCCUUCACCAACAGCCUCGCUCGCUCUGCGCGCCAGUCUGUGCUCCGGUAUAGCACUCUCCCUGGGCGCAGGGCCCUGAAGAACUCUCGCCUGGUGAGCCAGAAGGAUGAUGUUCACGUCUGUAUCCUUUGUCUCAGAGCCAUCAUGAACUAUCAGUAUGGAUUCAACCUGGUCAUGUCCCACCCCCAUGCUGUCAAUGAGAUUGCACUCAGCCUCAACAACAAGAAUCCAAGGACCAAAGCCCUUGUCUUGGAGCUCCUGGCAGCUGUGUGUUUGGUGCGGGGAGGUCACGAAAUCAUCCUUGCUGCCUUUGACAAUUUCAAAGAGGUGUGCAAGGAGCUACACCGCUUUGAGAAGCUGAUGGAGUAUUUCCGGAAUGAGGACAGCAACAUCGACUUUCUGGUGGCCUGCAUGCAGUUCAUCAAUAUUGUGGUGCACUCCGUGGAGGACAUGAACUUCCGAGUCCACCUGCAGUAUGAGUUUACCAAGCUGGGGCUAGAAGAGUUCCUGCAGAAGUCAAGGCACACAGAGAGUGAGAAGUUGCAGGUGCAGAUUCAGGCAUACCUGGACAACGUGUUUGAUGUGGGGGGUUUGUUGGAGGAUGCUGAGACCAAGAAUGUGGCCCUGGAGAAGGUGGAGGAGCUGGAGGAGCAUGUGUCCCAUCUCACAGAGAAGCUUCUAGACCUGGAAAAUGAAAACAUGAUGCGGGUGGCAGAGCUAGAGAAGCAGCUCCUGCAGCGGGAGAAGGAACUGGAGAGCAUCAAGGAGACAUAUGAGAACACGAACCACCAGGUGCACACCCUGCGGAGGCUUAUUAAAGAGAAGGAGGAGGCUUUCCAGCGCCGAUGCCGUUUGGAGCCAAGUGCCCGGGGCCUGGAGUCCAUGGGCAGUGAGGCCAGAGUAGGCCCUGCAGAGCUGAGUGAGGGCAUACCACCCUCUGACCUGGACAUCCUGGCUCCAGACCAGCCCCCCGAAGAGGUCCUCCCUCUGCCUCCACCACCAGCUCCUCCCUUGCCCCCUCCACCUCCCCCAUUACCAGACAAAUGUCCCCCAGCCCCGCCUCUCCCUGGUGCCGCUCCCUCUGUAGUAUUGACGGUGGGCCUAUCUGCCAUUCGAAUUAAGAAACCUAUCAAGACCAAGUUCCGGCUGCCUGUCUUCAACUGGACAGCAUUGAAACCCAACCAGAUCAGUGGCACUGUCUUCAGUGAACUUGAUGAUGAGAAGAUCUUAGAGGACCUGGACCUAGAUAAGUUUGAAGAAUUGUUUAAGACGAAAGCCCAGGGCCCUGCCCUUGACCUCAUCUGCUCCAAGAACAAGACUGCACAGAAGGCUGCCAGCAAGGUGACCUUGUUGGAAGCCAAUCGUGCCAAGAACCUGGCCAUCACCCUACGCAAGGCUGGCCGCUCAGCCGAGGAGAUCUGCAGGGCCAUUCACAUGUUUGACCUGCAGACUCUGCCUGUGGACUUCGUGGAGUGCCUGAUGCGCUUCCUGCCCACAGAGGCGGAGGUGAAGCUGCUGCGGCAGUAUGAGCGUGAGCGGCAGCCCCUGGAGGAGCUGGCGGCUGAGGACCGCUUCAUGCUGCUCUUCAGCAAGGUGGAGCGGCUAACCCAGCGGAUGGCCGGCAUGGCCUUCCUGGGCAACUUCCAGGACAAUUUGCAGAUGCUCACUCCGCAACUCAAUGCCAUCAUCGCAGCCUCUGCCUCUGUCAAGUCUUCGCAGAAGCUGAAGCAGAUGUUGGAGAUCAUCCUUGCCCUGGGGAACUACAUGAACAGCAGCAAGCGGGGAGCUGUGUAUGGCUUCAAGCUCCAGAGCCUGGAUCUGCUGUUGGAUACCAAGUCCACAGACCGGAAGAUGACGCUGCUGCACUUCAUCGCCUUGACGGUGAAGGAGAAAUACCCAGAUCUGGCUAACUUUUGGCAUGAGCUGCACUUUGUGGAGAAGGCUGCAGCAGUGUCCCUGGAGAAUGUGCUGCUGGAUGUGAAGGAGCUGGGCCGGGGCAUGGAGCUGAUACGGCGGGAGUGCAGCAUCCAUGACAACAGUGUCCUACGGAACUUCCUGAGCACCAAUGAGGGCAAACUGGACAAGCUCCAGCGAGAUGCCAAGACAGCAGAGGAGGCGUAUAAUGCAGUUGUGCGCUACUUUGGUGAGAGUCCCAAGACCACGCCUCCUUCUGUGUUCUUCCCAGUAUUUGUUCGAUUCAUUCGUUCUUACAAGGAAGCAGAACAAGAGAAUGAAGCCCGUAAGAAGCAGGAGGAGGUAAUGAGAGAGAAGCAGCUGGCUCAGGAAGCCAAGAAACUGGAUGCCAAGACCCCAUCCCAGCGGAAUAAGUGGCAACAGCAGGAGCUAAUUGCAGAAUUGAGGCGGCGCCAGGCCAAGGAGCACCGGCCUGUUUAUGAGGGGAAGGAUGGUACCAUUGAGGAUAUCAUCACAGUGUUGAAGAGUGUCCCUUUCACGGCCCGUACUGCCAAGCGGGGCUCACGCUUCUUCUGUGAUGCAGCCCACCAUGAUGAGUCAAACUGUUAACCCCCAAGGCUGGGGCCCCUGCCAGGUCUCCACUGCCAGCCCAUUGUUGUUCGCCACCAAGUCAGGAGUGCUGCACCACAGAGCGGACCCCCUCGGGCUCCAGGCCCCCACUGAGCCUCUAGAAGGCAGAAGCACUUCAAUCCUGAGUCCUGCACAUCCAACCAGUAGACCUGGAGCCUUGGGGUCAGCCCAGGGCCCAGCAGAGGGCUGUGCUGCUUAAUCAUUUCCCUUUAGCUCUCGAGGCUGGAUCUUACCCGUGCCACCAUGGGCACUAGGUCUGCAGGGGCUGGCACACCUUUGGUGCCUCUAGUACUGCACUUUGCCCCCAGGGUCUUCAGCUUCAUUUCCUGAAGGGUCUGCAAGGAUCAGCUUGGGGCUGGGAAAAACCAUUUCCAGCUUUAGCCUUUACAGAGGCACCUACGUCCCUUUCCCAUAAAGCCCAGAGGGAUGAGAGGAAAGAGCAACUAUCCCUUCUUUUUUGUUUCCUUCCUUUUUGCAGGCCGAUGGUCAGCCCUGAUCUAGAAGUAUCCAGGCUUAGGGAACACUGCCAUUCUGGGAUCAUUUCCUACCAGGAGCGAGGCCCUUCUAAGCCUGGACCCUGCCCAGUUGUGCCCUGCUGAUAAGGGUAGAGGAGAGAAACCAGGCUCACUGCUUAUACCCUUGGCUGUUGACCCAUUUCAUUCUAAGCUGACACAGUCCUUGCCAAGGUAGAAGAGCAAAGGUUUUCUCUGCAGACAGCUGGAGAAAGGGUAUACCAACAUCAUCCUUCCCUUCUUUCCUCAGCUAGGUAUUUUUUUGCAGGAAGCAGGAAGCAUCAUGGUGGUCUUAACUAUUUGCAGCACAGUUCCCUGCCAGCUUCCUCUCUGCCCCUAGAAGGGAAUGUGGGGGCCCACUUCUUUUUGUACAUGUAUCACCUCCCCUCUCUUGUACAUAAACCCAGACUUUCCCUCUCCCAACAAAGGCUUAAAGCACAAGGCCUGAGUCUGUCUCCUCUUUCUGAGCUUUGUGUGUUGGGGGUGGCCAUGCAGGAUCACCUGAACUGUGGGGAUAGGAAAUCUGGGGUGAGGAGUUCAGAAGCCUGGGGAAGGAGAAC